AUGCGCACCGUGACAAGCGAGGCGUCGGUGGGUAUCACCGAGACGUGCACGCCGGGCCCCGGCUUCCGUGCCGCAACGAAGCAGCGCUACUCGGACUUCAUCGUCAACGAGGUGCGGCUGAGUGGCGAGCCGGUCCAUCUCGCAUCGCUCCCAGCUGCCGUCGCCCAGAAGGCGGCCGAGGAGGAGGAGCUGCCGCCGCCGGCCGAAGCAGUGGAGGAGCUCGCCGAGCUGCUGGGCGAGGGCCCCGCCGCGGCGGUGCUGCGGCUGGAUACGCACGAGCGCGAUGCAGCACGGGCGCGCGUCGAGGCACGCGCUUGGAAGCGGCAAAAGGGAGGCGGUCGAGGCGGCGGCUCGGAGCUGCUGCGCGAUGGCGUGCUGCUGUCUCGCGACGACGACAAGGUGCACCGCAAGGCGGUGCACGAGUGGAUCAAGCGACACCUGCCGCGCCUCACGUCGACCACCGAGGAAGAUGCCGACGGCGGGAAGUGCGUCCGAGCAGGCAGCCACCGGUACCUCGAGUUCACUCUGUACAAGGAGAACCGCGACACGCUGCACGCCAUCCUCCAGCUCGCUCAGUCGCUGCACGUGUCGCAGAACCUCUUCACCUUCGCCGGCACCAAGGACCGACGCGCCGUCACCGCGCAGCGCGUCUCCGCCUUUCGGCUGCCCGCGUCAAAGAUCGAGCAGCUCAUGGCGCGAAAGCCGUUUGGUGACUCGCUCGUCGCCAGCGACUGCACCAACGUGCAGGCGGCAUUGGAGGGCCUGCGGACACACGGCUUCCCAAACUACUUUGGGCUGCAGCGCUUCGGCGCCAACGUCGACGCUGCCACACAUGAGGUGGGCGCCGCUCUGCUACGCGCCGACUACCCCCAGGCGCUGCGGCAGCUCGACGAGGGAGACGCCGUCGCCGCGCUGCGCCUGCUGCCGCGGCGGCCGAGCGUAGCGCGGCAGCUUCUCGAAGGCUUGCGGGACAGCGGCUCGUCCAACGUGCUCGCGGCGCUCUCUCGGCUGCCGAAGAAUCUGCGCUCGAUGUAUUUGCACGCGCUGCAGAGCUGGGUGUGGAACCACGCCGCGUCGGAGCGCUUGCGCCGCUACGGCUGCGAGGCGGCGCCGCACGUCGUGACUGCGGAGGAGGCGGCCGCACGCACCUACUCCAUCGAGGAUGUGGUCUUGCCGCUGCCGGGGACCAAGGUGGUGAUGCCGCAAAAUGAGCUCGCCGAAGUGUACACCGAGCUGCUCGCCCGCCAGCGGCUCGAGCCCGCCUCCUUCCACCACAAGGUCAAGGAGAUGGUGAUGCCGGGCGCGUACCGGCGGCUGGUCCAGCGGCCGCGUGACCUCUCGUGGCAGUACUUUCGCUACACCGACCCGCGCGUGCCGCUCGCGCGCACCGAUUUGGCCCGGCUGCGCGGCGAUCCCGAGCCGCAGGGCGUCGCCGACGGGCCGCGCCUCGCAGUGGUGCUGCGCUUCACGCUGCCGCCGUCGACGUACGCGACGAUGCUCCUCCGCGAGCUGACCAAGCAAUCCACCGACCUCACGCAUCAGCUGGAGCUCAACCAGCCGCACGUUGCGCCAACGAGCGCCGAACAUGCAAAGGAGGAAUGA
Emiliania huxleyi CCMP1516 is the source of this 1602-nucleotide messenger RNA. RefSeq lists its product as hypothetical. The record is from RefSeq and is a predicted model, not a curated record. The transcript is spliced from 8 exons. Gene Ontology annotation, cellular component: nucleus. NCBI's taxonomy places the organism in Eukaryota, Haptophyta, Isochrysidales, Noelaerhabdaceae. Bases 1 to 1602 code for a protein of 533 amino acids. Gene Ontology annotation, biological process: pseudouridine synthesis. Gene Ontology annotation, molecular function: pseudouridine synthase activity; RNA binding.